AUGGCCCGUUGUAGCCCGUUUUCGAAACUAAGACACGGGGUGAUUGUAGCGUCCCUACAACUGCAUGGGGCACUCGGGGUAGAUGACAGUCCGAAGCCGAGAUCCAUUGAUGACCUCGAUCGGGAUAUCCGCUUAGGUUGUGACCUGCAUCGGGUGAGCGCCAAACACCCGGCAGCCGUGCAUAACAGCGCGGAGUUGAUUCAGGAUGCUGCGCUAGCAUGCCUAGGGAAUGGUGAUACUGCGGUUGACAUCCGAUCGGUAUGGGGGUACGGCACGACGGGGGCACGACAGAGACGAGUCGACCGACUGCCCGGGAAUUGGUUGCUGUGCUGCAGGCGCCGCGAUGGGCUCAUGUCGGAAGUGCAGAACAGGCUAAAAUCAACCCUCGUGCGCCGAACCGAGCAGUGGGGUGCUAUUGUUGGUAUGAGCAAUAUCGACGAAACCCAGAGGUCGGUUGCAGCGUUCUAUGUUGUUCGCCAGGCAGGCAGGCAGCUGAAGCGAGGCCCCCGGGACAGCAACACGAACUGGUUGCGCGUACACAGGGAAGUAGGCGAGGAGGGAUCGGCGAACAGGCGGGACCGCGCACCUGGUUAG
Chaetomium globosum CBS 148.51 is the source of this 594-nucleotide messenger RNA. RefSeq lists its product as uncharacterized. The record is from RefSeq and is a predicted model, not a curated record. The coding region runs from base 1 to 594 and encodes 197 amino acids. Lineage: Eukaryota; Fungi; Ascomycota; Sordariomycetes; Sordariales; Chaetomiaceae. The transcript is spliced from 3 exons.